Solanum tuberosum (potato) is the source of this 1240-nucleotide messenger RNA. Its product is annotated as peroxisomal 2,4-dienoyl-CoA reductase. Gene Ontology annotation, molecular function: 2,4-dienoyl-CoA reductase (NADPH) activity. The coding region runs from base 83 to 982 and encodes 299 amino acids. The transcript has 5 exons. NCBI's taxonomy places the organism in Eukaryota, Viridiplantae, Streptophyta, Magnoliopsida, Solanales, Solanaceae. The record is from RefSeq and is a predicted model, not a curated record. Gene Ontology annotation, biological process: fatty acid catabolic process. Gene Ontology annotation, cellular component: peroxisome.
ACGAGACGUGUGGCGUUGACCACAACUACGGGACCAUAUAUAUGCCUGACACAAAGAGAUUGAAUUGAAAGAAAGAGGAGAAAUGGAGUGCGUGUCUCCUUUCAAAUCAGACAUACUCAAAGGGAAAGUAGCACUAUUGACCGGAGGCGGUUCCGGCAUCGGCCUUGAGAUCUCCACUCAGUUCGGCAAACAUGGUGCCUCCGUUGCCAUCAUGGGACGCCGCAAGGCCGUCCUCGACUCCGCCGUCUCCUACCUUCAAUCCUUUGGUAUUCCGGCAAUUGGCUUGCAGGGGGACGUCCGCAAGCAAGAAGAUGCAAAAAGAGUUGUAGAGUUAACUGUCAAACAGUUUGGGAAGCUCGACAUUCUUGUUAAUGCUGCAGCUGGCAAUUUCCUUGUGUCUCCUGAGGAUUUGUCUCCUAAUGGCUUCAGGACAGUACUAGAUAUUGAUUCUGUUGGUACAUUCACUAUGUGCCAUGAGGCACUUAACUAUAUCAAGAAAGGGGGACCUGGGAGGAGUUUGACGUCUGGUGGAAUGAUACUGAACAUCAGUGCUACUUUGCAUUACACUGCAUCUUGGUAUCAAAUCCAUGUAGCUGCUGCCAAGGCUGCUGUUGAUGCAGUCACUAGAAAUUUGGCUCUAGAAUGGGGCACAGACUAUGAUAUUAGGGUCAAUGGUAUUGCACCAGGCCCUAUAGGUGAUACUGCUGGCAUGCGUAAACUUGGACCGGAAGAGAUAAGCAAUAAGAGCAAAGAAUACAUGCCUUUGUACAAACUUGGGGAGAAAUAUGAUAUUGCCAUGGCUGCUCUGUACCUUGCGUCAGAUGCUGGCAAAUACAUCAACGGAACCAUCAUGCCUGUCGAUGGAGGACUCUGGCUUAGCAGACCUCGACAUCUACCUAAAGAUGCAGUUAAAGAGCUCUCUCGAACAGUGGAGAAGAAAUCAAGAAAUGCACCAGUAGGAGUUCCUCCCAGUAAGCUUUGAGUUUAUCAACUAUACUUAUUAGGCAUUGUGGUUAAACACAGCACAUGGGAGCAAUUACAGUGCAGUCGCAGCAAGGAACUUGUUGAAAAACUCUAGUAUUAUUUCUGGCUAGUGUCCAUUGCCAUACAUUUAAAUACAUAUACUAGGCUAUUGGAAACUUAAAUUGGACAGCAAAUUAUGUUAGUACUUUGUUUUUGUUUUUGUGUACCAUUCAAUAAAGACAGAUACCCAGCAAGUAUUAAGUCAAAAGAUUUCCUA